AUGGGUAAUGACGGUGGAAGUAUCCCGACACGCCGCGAGCUCGUCCGCGAGGCAGCUCGUGCCCCAAGCACGGCGCAAGUAAAAGAGACUCAGCGCGAGCAGCAAGAACAUUGCUGGACUACCUGUCCACUCUCACACAAGUCCCUAGCCCGACCAAUUGUAUCAGAUUCUGUAGGGAAUCUGUAUAACAAAGACGCCAUACUCGAAUUUCUGCUUCCCGGCGACGAUGUCGAAGGAAUCAGCUCCAAGGCUGAUUGCGAAGAGAUCCUAUGCGGGCGCGUGAAGUCGCUGCGCGAUGUGGUCGAAAUAAAGUUCGAAGUCGACACAGAGCUCACCGAGCACCCUUCAGGCCGACCUUUUGCGCCUCGUGAGCGUCGCGAGGGCUGGAUUUGCCCCAUCACUGCGAAGCCGUUGGGCCCAAGCGUUAAGUCUGUAUACCUUGUACCGUGCGGACAUGUAUUCGCAGAGGAGGCUAUCCGACAACUUAAGGGAGAUAAGUGCCUACAGUGCAACGAAUCCUACACCGAAGAUAACAUCAUUAACAUCCUCACCACCAAAAAAGAAGAUAAGGAACGUCUGAUCGCACGAGGUCAUAAACUUGCCGAGCAGGGUCUCACGCACUCUCUCAAAAAAGCCCCCGGCUCAAAGAAGCGCAAGAAGCAUGCCACCACCGAGAGUGCGACUGAUGCUCCUAGCACCACCGAACCUGCUGCGUCGGAAGUGUCAAAGCAACCCUCUGACCCUAAAAGUCGAAGCAACACUUCCACACCGGUACCUACUAAUGCUUCCAGUAUGGGAAUCAAGAACGCUGCUACUUCCUCGCUCACUGCCCGUGUGUUGGCGGAGCAGGACGAGAAGAAUAAGCGCCGGAAGAUGAUGGGCCGGAAUGAGAAUGUUGACAGUCUUUUCUCCAAGAAGGACUCAGCAUCGAAGAAUCGCGACUUUAUGACCAGAGGGUUCUCCUUUUCAUGA
Messenger RNA from Penicillium paradoxum, 972 nucleotides. Its product is annotated as replication termination factor 2. Lineage: Eukaryota; Fungi; Ascomycota; Eurotiomycetes; Eurotiales; Aspergillaceae. Bases 1 to 972 code for a protein of 323 amino acids. Gene Ontology annotation, biological process: mitotic DNA replication termination; site-specific DNA replication termination at RTS1 barrier. The record is from RefSeq and is a predicted model, not a curated record. Gene Ontology annotation, cellular component: nucleus. The transcript is spliced from 3 exons.